AUGCCUACUAUCGUGCUCACACAUUUCAACAUCAUCACUGCUGUACUAGGCGGCUUCAUCACGGUAUUUGGCCUCGUUUCUUAUCUUUUCAAGGAACGAUUUUAUCUCUCCGAAGCUCUGAUCUCUCUAGUGGCUGGCAUCACUUUCGGUCCUCACGCCACAAACUUGAUCCGACCUGUGGAAUAUGCCCUUGGCAGCGAGGAAAAUCUUACCUACAUCACGUUGUACUUCUCUCGUCUCGUUCUGGGUGUACAGCUUGUUCUUGCUGGAGUUCAAUUACCAAGCAGGUAUCUCUUGCGAGAAUGGAAAACCUUGUCUCUCUUGCUAGGUCCAGUUAUGGUUGCCAUGUGGCUGUGUGCCAGCCUACUCAUCUUCGCCAUGGUCCCUAAUCUUCCAUUCCUGCAUGCAUUGGCAUGUGGCGCGUGUGUCACACCCACGGAUCCAGUUCUUUCGAAUUCGAUCGUCAAAGGCAAGUUUGCAGAUAAAAAUAUUCCAAAGGAUUUGCAGAAGAUCAUCAUUGCAGAAUCUGGUGCCAACGAUGGACUGGGAUAUCCUUUCCUCUUCCUGGCCUUGUAUCUGAUCAAGUAUAACGGUGAUGGCGGUCUAGGGCAAACAGGCAGCACAGGUAAAGCCAUCGGUUAUUGGUUCGGAGAGACGUGGGGAUACACCAUCGUCCUGAGCAUUAUUUAUGGUAUUACUGUUGGCUGGAUAGCCAAGGAGCUUCUUCAUUUCGCAGAAGAUCACAGAUUUGUCGAUCGAGAGAGCUUCUUGGUCUUUGCAAUCACCUUGGCGCUCUUCAUUACCGGGACGUGUGGCAUGAUCGGAUCUGACGACGUCCUGGCAUGCUUCGUGGCCGGCAAUGUCUUUACCUGGGAUGACUGGUUCCGACUCGAGACCCUCGAUGAUUCGUUGCAACCCACCAUCGACAUGCUGCUGAAUGUCUCCGUCUUCAUCUGGUAUGGCGCUGUCUGCCCUUGGGUGUCCUUCAGGGUCAACGAUGUGAUACCGCUCUAUAGACUGGUCUUCCUCGGAGUAUUGAUUCUUCUGUUCCGCCGGAUACCCACUAUCUUGAUACUGCACAAGAAGAUUUGGCAGAUCGAACACCUUCGACAAGCGCUCUUUGUUGGAUUUUUCGGACCAAUCGGAGUCUCGGCUAUUUUCUAUCUCUAUGUCAGUAUCGACUUUCUAGAGCAAGUGACAUAUCAUGGCGAGGUAAGGGAGGAUGCUGCGAGGCUGAAGGAUGUUAUGAUGGUCGUGAUCUGGUUCCUUGCCAUCUGCAGUAUUGUAGUGCAUGGUCUAUCAGUUCCUGUCGGAAAGCUUGGCUACCACAUUCCCCGAUCAAUAUCAUUGGCAUUGAGCGCAAGCACGGAGAACACAGAAUCUCGAAACAUUGAUCUCCGAGACUACUCGGGUUCUGCAUCUCGACACCAACCCGGUAGGCUCCAGCAGCAGCGAGAUCCUCAAGAUCCACCUCCUAAAAUAGCUUUCAGAUUGAGAGGUUCGAAAGUGAUGCCAAAGAAUGACAACGAUUUGCAGGGCCCUACUGGUGAGCCGAGCAGGCCGAUUAACUUUGUCAGCACAUUGAGUACACAGCAAAAUACUCCUGCAGAGAGCCUCAGCCAACCAGACCGAAGUCUUACAGAGAAAGAGAACGAGCAGUUGUGUCACAUGAAGAGCGGCGAGAGGGUAGAUCAGGUGACACCGCCAACGCAGGAAGAGACUGAGCGAGAUCUGCCAAUUUGA
Endocarpon pusillum Z07020 is the source of this 1743-nucleotide messenger RNA. RefSeq lists its product as uncharacterized. NCBI's taxonomy places the organism in Eukaryota, Fungi, Ascomycota, Eurotiomycetes, Verrucariales, Verrucariaceae. Gene Ontology annotation, molecular function: sodium:proton antiporter activity. Gene Ontology annotation, biological process: regulation of membrane potential; proton export across plasma membrane; sodium ion export across plasma membrane. The record is from RefSeq and is a predicted model, not a curated record. Gene Ontology annotation, cellular component: plasma membrane. The transcript is spliced from 2 exons. The coding region runs from base 1 to 1743 and encodes 580 amino acids.